Messenger RNA from Paramuricea clavata, 408 nucleotides. The record is from the annotation of a GenBank genome assembly. Lineage: Eukaryota; Metazoa; Cnidaria; Anthozoa; Malacalcyonacea; Plexauridae.
AUGGUCGAACGACUUCUUAAAUUUUGGUCUCUUCUGUUCAUUGUUUGCCGUAUGUUGGAUAUUGGCUGUGACUUCUACUACAUCUACUGUUCUAAGGAUUUAAAUUCUGUUCAAGAUGCUAUUCUGGCGAUGAUAUGUAUGUGCGGUUCCAUGUUUAACUGGGUUUUUCUGGGUCGUUUAUUCAACGCCCUUGGCAAAGUCCUGCAACCAUCCGAUAUUGGGAAAAUCAACGUCUUAAAAGUUCUUUUGCCCCAGCUUAAUUUUUUUGUUCUGGAGGGAGUGGUGAAUGUACUUCAGGCCGGUAUUGUAUCCUACAACAUGCUACAAGAGGCUGCUGGGAUUUCAUGGAUUAUGGGUUCACAUGGAGUCGCUGUUGUGGUGCUAUUAUGCAGUGCGUUUGCUUUUUGA